GCUGUGCUUAGUAAACAAGACAGACAUCAUGUGUAUCAUUUAUGGUACAGCGCAGCUUCUGUAGUCUUUUGUGAGGGGAGCGGAGUGCUUUCAUUACAUGAAUGGGAACUUGAGUGUGGAGGAACAAAAAAGAAAAAAACAUCUAAUAAUAAGGUUGGCCUCUGUUAUUAUGCUAUGUUGCACAGGCCAUUUGCUCCGUUCAUUUAGUCAAUGCCCAGCUCUGUUGUGUUUGGGUGUAUUUGUAUAAUGUGUUUGUAUCUGGGUUUUUCUCACGUUCACUGGAAAAAGGAGCACUUGGUUGGGAGAAAAAUACACAUAAGCAACAGAUUUUCCUACAGACCACCAUGUUGCACGUGUCCAGUAUGAAAGCUGAUUGCCUUCGAAAAAGAUUACUACUAGAUUCAAUGACAAGGUGAUGCGCCAUAAGAACAGAAAAUGGAGGAAAGCAGCGGGGGAAAUCGAUCCAAAGUGCAAAGGUCAUGGAAUACUUCAUCCGUCUGUGAUGGCCAACCCUCUUUAAGAAAAUUCACUAUCCCAAGAAGAAAAAAGCAUUCUGAGAAAACUUUCUUGGAAGAUUGCCCGACAGAUUGGAGAGAGUACAGCUCUAUUCGUUCAAUCUUAAAAGAAUCUAGACUGGACAUCAGUCGUGAUAUCUUUCUGACCUGGAAGUGUGAAGGUGUUAAAUGUGUCCACAAUGAAGAACUUGAAAAGGAAUUUGCUGAAAAGAGGUCCGAGAUGCGUUCAAAAGGGCGAAAUAGAAGAGAAAUGGAAGAGCGUUUCUGCUUUUUAGUAACUUCUGACAGUGUGGCCAUGCAGUUGUAUAAAGACGGUGUAAAAACAGAUGCUACAGCACCAUCCACACUUGGGAAUCCUUUACAUGGGAUUUACUUAUACAGGCACGUGGAUGUGGCUUUGAAGCACAGCUGCCAAAAAUCAUCAGACGCUGCGCAAAGAAUUGUGAUUUUUAAGGUGAUAUUUGGAAAGGUGAAGAAUGUUCAACCAUGUUUCGGGAAAAAAGUUGCCCUGGAUCCCACAGUAAAGGCCGACUGCCAUAUGUCUAAUAAUCCAGCCAGCCCGAAAGACACUGUCAUUCAGCAGGUGGUUGGCUCAUCUAUUUACUUGUUUGACUACAGUGAAGAUCAAGAACUGGUCAGCAGGCCAAGACAGUGCUUGCCCUAUGCAGUUGUCUCAAUCAGUGGUUUAGCCAAUGACACCAUGGCGCCUUCCACAACUCUAUUAUCUUUGAAGAAGCCAUACCCUAGGGAACUGAGUGGUGCAGUGAAAAAUCAUAGAAUUGAUAAGAGGAGGGGUAGAGGUCAGAAUGCUACUGCAGUCUAUAAACAAUUUGGCACGCUGGAGAACCCAGGAAAGUCACCAAGCUUAAUUUCUCCAGGGAGCUGUUCAGCCAAUUACAAUCCAGGGAAAACCCAAAAUGGAAGGUUGUUUAAAAGGCAACCAAAUAUAGCAAAUGAGCAUGAAGGUGAAAACGUUCUACUAAACUGUGGUGUAUGCACUCCUGAGCAGCUUUGGAAAAGUACUUUAAAUUUACCUGGAAUCUCUUUGUUUCUCCACCGCAUCACUGAGAAGCCGCAAGAAUCAAGUGUUGCCAAAUGUAGCACAGCAAUGUGUGGUCCCUCCUUCACGUCUGUCGUUACUUCACGGGUUACAAAGGAUCCGAGGUUAUUAAGGAGAAGAGCAGCUACUUACGAAGAAAAACAAGGAAUUAUAGGUCAAGGGUUGAAACCUCAACAGCUGGAGUGCCGUGCUGGAAAUGAUCCUAAACACAAUGUGGGUGCUGUAGGGAUGCAACAGGAUGAACAGGAAAAACAGGCAAAGAAAGCUGUAGGGCAUACAGAACCUUCAGUGCAAAGUGCUCAUAGCAAACUGGAAUUGACUAAGAGAACUAAAAACUCCUGCCAGAUGGAAACACAUUCUAGUCACUCUCAACUUGGCAGUUCUAAACACCUUGAACAGGACCCGCCUGCCAGCCUGCUAAAAGAGAAGUUUAAGAAGUAUGCAGAGUAUCUUGUUAUGUCAGACAAAGACAGAAUAGCAAGAAUUGAAUCUCUAAAGAAUGUAUCUUCAGAAGUAAAGAAACUUCUGUACUGCAGGAUACAGUUUUAUGAUCGGUACUAUAAGAAGAACAUGAAGUGUUCACAAUAUGACUCCAAAAUGACCCCAGUAUCAAGUGUGCAUAUGUCGGAAAAAUCUCCAAGUCAAAGGUUUGUAUCUAAACUAAGUAAAAUUGAUGAUGGCUGUGCUAAGGAGUACUCUGGGGUCCUGGGGUACACCGGUAAUCUUGACCCAGGGCCAGGUAAAAUGUCCACAGAACUACAGCAAGAUGAUAAAACAGCAGCUGCAUGCAAAAGCAAUGCAAGGUGUGUGGAAGCCUGUAACAAACCGAACAGCAUGUGUGCAGGGAUUCAUCUUAAUCCCUCUGAUCCCAGCCACCCCGACCUCUGUGAAGAGAAAAAGCAGAAAAAUCCAAAAAGUGGGAUCACUCCUGGUCUUGUAAAGAGUAAAGAAGCAGGAGAUGCUCUGAAAUCAUCAUCGGAAUUAGAGAGCAUGAAGUUUAAAGAACAAAAACAAUCAUUAGGAAUAAUGAAUUGUAAAGAUGCAGAAUCUGAAGUGCAUAUGUCUGACAAAUCGAAAUGCACCAAUUCUGUAUCCAUGAGCAAAGGGGACUUCAGUGAAAUGUUUGCUGAAAGCAAAUCAGCAGAAAUGGACCAAGAGGUUAAUGGAGAACAUGGGGCUACAAAUCACAGCCUUCUUCAAAGCAAUGGAGUGCAUGAAACAUCAUUAGAUCUGGUGGACAACAAAUUGAAAGACAAAGAUGCUUUGCUUAUCAUUAAGUUAGGUGACAUUUUUGCAGAAGGCAAGUCUACAGAAUUGCAACAGCAUGGUAACAAAGAAAAUGUAUGCCAUAGCACUGCUGAUAGUCUAAAGGAAGCUUUAGCUGAAUCAAUAGACCCCCAACCCAAUGUGAAUGAAAAUAGCAAACCUAACAAAAUGUUUACAGGAAUUCAGCCUAUUACAGCUAAUGGCAUGUGUGAAGAUAAAAGUAUGAAAAAACCAAUGGAAGAGAUAACACAUAACCUCCAAGAAAAAGUACCACAAUGUGAUAUGGAAACUUCGGAAGAGUUAGAGAACAGCAAACAAAAAGUAAAAGUACUCAUUGAAGAAGAAGUAAGAUAUGCAAUACAUAUGUCUGCAGAAUCUCAGUGUAACAGUUCUGUAUUCAGAGUCAGUCGAAAUGAUGGUAUUAAAUUAACCACUGGUUAUCAUGCCCCAGAGUCAGGUGAUUUUUUAACUAAAAGCAGAUCAACAGAAAUGCAACAAGAUGGUACCUUAGAAAAUACUUAUGAGAGCACUACUGAGUGUCAAAUACAGUGCUCAGUAGAACUGGGAGACUCUAGAUCCAAUCUGCCUUUCACGUAUGAAGAAAACAAACCGAACAAUAUGUUUCCAGAAAUUCCACCUGAUCCUAUGAAAGAAGAUGUUUGUGAAGCGAAAUGUACAAAAACCCCAAAAGAGUGCAUAACACAUAACAUUCUACAGAGUAAAAGAACACAACAUUUGGAGUUCGAUGAUUUUUUUCCCAAAAGCCAGUCCACAGAAAUGCAACAAGGUGUUGAAGCAGAAGUUGGAUUAAAAACUGCAACUGAGUGUUCAAAGGAAGCCCAAUGGAACGAUUCACUUGAACAUUGGAACGGUGAAGAAACAGAACCUAAAACAGAGGAACUCCUAUGCAUGGAUCUAGAAUCUGGUAAAGUUGAACAUUGCUGUAGAGAAGAAGAUUUGUACAUUUCACAUUAUGAGGAAGUAUGCGGUAUUGAUGUUUUUGAAACUGCAGAGUGUACAGAGUCGGAUGUCAUAGAUCUACCGAUCUCUCAUGUGUGCAUUGAAUCGGAUAGAAAUUGGACUGAGGAAUCUGCACUUGACUGCAUGUGUGAAGAUUUUAGUGCCAGUGAACACGAAAGCCCCAAUAAUAUGGACGAUUUUCAGUCUUCAGAAUCAGUUUACUGGUUUCUACACAGAAGAAUACUGUGCAGGACGAUGUCACUCUCAACCAGCCAAAGUGAAACCAAAAUGGCUUCAGAUAAAGAUUAUUUUAAAGACAAAAACCCAUAUUUCAACAAACAUAGAUCAUUUUGCAUUUCUGAAAACAAACAUGCACAUUCUGAUGUCAGAGUGGUACCGCAAUUACAAAUUAAAAUUUUCAAUGAUGUAAGGACAAACUGUAUUACUAAACCUCAGUUCGGUUCACUGUUUUCAAAUUAUACCAGUCAAUCUACAUGGUUUGACACUGAAUAUCGUACAGAGAACCUAAACUCAAAAUCUACAGCACUGGUUGAUGAUAUUCCAACUCAGCAUGUUUUGAAGGAGACAAAUCCAGUGCAGACUGCCACACCGUUGUUCACUGCCAAGCAUAGAGUUGAUGAGCAGAGUCAAGAGCUCUGCUUUGAGGGCACUGCAAUUAAGGACACACUAGAAAGUAAAAAGCCUGUUGCAGUAACCCCAAAAUACUCCACACACCAGAAUCUGGGUUCUCAGGUGAUUGUUGAUAACUACCGUUGUGUACAAAAGUUACCUGAUGCACUAAAGUCAAUCACACAGUCCAGUUCUCCAAGUAAGGAACAGCCAUUGGUAAACCAGGCAGGCACUAAAAUGAUCCAUUACUCAGAAGGAGAUAGUGUUGUAUGCAGAGAUACAGUUAAUGUUUUCAACGCAUCAAAAGAAGAGUUAAAAAGCAUUGUAAACAAACUUAAGAGUGAAGUUCCGUUAUGUCAAAGCAAGAGAUUGAAUAAGACCCUGACCAGGGAUCUGAGUCCCCUAAGCAAAGCCCUCAAGAGACUUCCUAAAUCUUCAAAACAAUUGGUACAAUCUCUUGUAAAAAGAAACCAAAAACCAAGCCAGAAAACGGGUGAGCUGGAAGAAGGGUGUGAUAACUUGAAACCAAGAAAGCAUCCGUCACGAACAGCUCACAACAAAAGUAAAAGAAAUAUCAAUAGUAACCGCUAUGUGAAGAAAAAUGAAUUAUGCUUGUCAAAGGAUGCUUUAAACACUCACAGAAAGGAUGAGGAAAAGAGUUUAAAGCAGCAGUUACUAAGUAGUGCAUUUAGUUCUGGGAAUUCUAAACUGACUUGCAUAAAGAAUCAAGGAAUCAACUCUGAAAACGGUAGAGAGCCAUCUUUGACAACGGUUUUGAAAAACCCCUCAGAUACUGAAAGUGGUGCUAAGGGGCUAAAUUGUGAACAUAACACAGAACAAGACAGCAUUUGUCUGUUUGGUGAGAAAAAUAGGACUUUCAAUGUUCUUGCAGCCAAUUGUGGUCAUUCAAAUAUACCCCAGGUUCAGGAUGAGGCAAGGAAAAAAGAGUAUUCAAAAUCUUCUGAAGCAAAGCAACGUUGUGACACUGUGAUACACAAAAAGGAUGAUUCUGUUAUUUUAACCAAAAAUGAAAAUGAGAACACCAUGAGCUGUGUAAACACAUUUACAGCAACAUUUCAGAAAGGUAAUGCAGAUGAGAACAAGAAACAAACAAACACUGACGUUACUAAAUCUCCAACCCAGGUAAAUUCAACUGGAGAAAAAGCAGAUGGUCUUAAUUGUAAGGCUCUUUUUUCUCCAACUGGGACAUAUUGUGACACUAUAUUAGAACGCACAGGUCAUUUUCACACUUCAAGACCAGAGGCCGUGGAGGAUAUCCAUUCUUGUGAUGGUGAGAGUGUGGAUCGUGGAGGGAAGAAGACAAAAAACCUUCAGUUGACUAUUUCAGAGGAUAAAAACCAGGCAGCUAAGAUGAAGGAAGAUUUAGAAGAUAAAACUCAAACCGUACAUAAAGGUUAUGCCGAGAAGGGUAAGUCCAUUGGUUACAAAGAGGUUGCUGUGGAGGAAGUGAGUUCCCAUGCAGUGACUGAUUUAAGCAAUGGAAAUGGGCAUCAAUCACAAUGGGAGACUCUGCCAGAAGCACAUGAGGAGAAAAGUGAUGAAUCACCUAGCACUGUAUUUGAAGCCAAUAGUUGGACCUUCACUUGGAAGCAAACCCAAGGUGGCCAAUUUAGGUCUUCUAAAGUACAAGAUACAAGCUGGACAUCAAUACCAUUCAUAACUGAUGAACCGAUGGAAACAGAGAUCAACUCAAGAAACUUUCGACCCGUGUUAUCUCAUGACACAGCACUCCAAAACGAGGCUCAUUCAGUUAGUUUUCCUUCAAAAAAAGAGGAAGAGGUAGACUACCCAAAGAGCCUGAAAUCAAUGCAAUCAAGUAAUGUAUCUCAGACUAAUAAGAACCAGCAUUCCAAGCGAGAUCCUGAAGAUAUUAAAAUCACAAGUUAUGAUGUUCAUCAACCCCACAUAGAAGCUGCGCUAAGUGUUCAAACGGUUCAGAUGGAAUUACAGACCACUGAGUCCCCUGACACUACGAUACAGAUUCAAAGUGUGCAUCCCAAUUCAAUGCAAUGUAACGCUGACUGGAUACGGUCUUCUGGGACACCAAAAAUAAGUUAUUCUUUUAAACAAGAAAAAAGCACAGAGAUGAACGCUAAUUGCAAGAGUAGCACUGAUACUAUGUUAUCAGAACUGGAAUCAUUUUACACUACACUGUAUCUAAAAGAAAAAAAUGUGAAAGAAAUAUCUCGUAUUUUAAAACAAGCUGAUGGUACGUCAUCACUUGAUCAGCUGUACCUGCAAAGUUCAAAAUGUAAGAAGAUGCUUCCUUAUUUUAUUUCAGCUUUUCAGAGGGAACAGGGUGUUGAUUUUAAGGAGGUAUUUGUUUCGAGAGAGUUGUUGAUCGAGAAAAACCUAAAAGAUGUUGCUAUGCCAGUAAAGCUAAAAUCCACUGCGUUGGAUUCAUUAUUGGAACUUCAAAUGAUGAUGGAAGCAAUGCAGUUUGUGGAAAACAAAAUAAACUUUCUGAAAGGGUUACCAACAUUCAGGAGUUUGCUUUGGUAUGACACAACACUGUACAGUGAGCUCCUCAAGGGAAACUCAGGAUAUCAACAACAGUCUUCAUUAUAUCUGUCAUUCCAGGACAAAAUCGACCUUGGUGGUUUUGCUGAAUUAAGAAAAUAUCACUCUCAGUUGUUGUGUUCAAUGCAUCCAAACACUGAGGGUAGUUCUUACUACGUGUACCUAAAGAACACAAGAGAACUAGAGGAGUGUAAGGCUGUGUUGCAGAAGUAUUCGGAUUGCAGUUGUUUUUUUCUGUCGUUGCCGUUUUCUUGCGGAGUCAAUUUUGGAGACUGUAUAGAAGAUUUAGAAUUGCUACGGAAAAAUAUAAUCUCUUUGAUUGCUACCUAUCCAAGUCAUCCAAAAGAGGAAUGUGAUGUAGGGAAGCUGGAACAUCUUUACAGCAUGCUUGGUAUAGUUUAUGGAAAAAUCAGCUUCCUGAAGAACAAUGCAGUACUCGACAGGAAAAUCUCCUUUUUCGGUGUAGAACAUAUUAUGUUUGAUGUUGCUAAGACACUAGUAUGGCAGGAACAAAGACAAGCGGAAGAACAGAUUGCUGGUACUAAGAAGAGGAUAAAAAAACAAACAGCACUCGGAAUAAAUGAAGAUGCCAUUUGUAAGCUGCGGAAAUUGUAUGAGAAAAUAGCUGCAGAUGCAAACCACUCCGAAGUUCCAAUCACUGAUCGGAAACUGAAAGCUUCUGAUUCUGAGAAGAAACGACCACGUUGUGAUCUUGAUGAUCCUGAGCAAGUCAUAGAUCUUGAGCAUAAAAAGAGAAAGUACAAAGAAGCCUCUUUGGAAGACAAGUCUCCAGAAAAAGAAAGAAGACCCGAAUCCUGAAUAUCGUAUCUCAAAGCUGCUCACCGAGCCUGUGAAGCAGUCAUGACUCCGCCCCUGAGGUAUCAAAAGGACUGCGCUCACAGAUCUCAGCGCCAUGUUUCCUUUCACUGACCUGCUCGGAGAGCCUUGCUGGAGAUAAGUGCUUUAUUCACGUUAUCUGUUUACACAAACGUAUGUGAUAAAAUUACAAUUCACUAAAGUAGUUUUUUUAAUUAAAUCUGUUGCUGGUUACGUCCCGCUCGGCCUUGUGCCCCAUGUGAGGCCAGCGUCUCAAGUCGUGCCUUCUCAUGGAUCCAGUACCUUAAGUCGGCUGACUUUGUACUCUCCCCCCAGGCUGCAUAGCUCCGACUGGAGUUUAUUAUUUUUCUCGUUUUGCUAACUUUGCCAGUACGAGACGGUUAUAUAAUAAUUUUAUAAUUAUUGUAUUGAUAUUUGUUGAACAGGGAACGUUUUUUCUCUCGUAUAUUUUAUUUCUGUUUUUCAGAGAUAUCACGCAGGCCUGUCUGUAAUGUGGGAGACACAUGAGCAACCGAUGGGCUCUAUUAGCAUCACCAUUGCAUAGGCUGUUAGUGGACUCUAACAAGCAGCCUUCCCUCAGUCUCAUGUUGGUGCUGACUGAGUGGUUUUGCCAGUGGCUCUUACAGGUGGGCAUCCCUGGAUGUCGCCACCCCUGGUGACUGCGAACGGUGGAACCAUACCGAACCGUUACUGAGGUUACAGACCCGAGCCGGUACCGAACCUGGACCAAGGUUACCGCACCGAUGCACGGUGCCGAACCGAGCAAUAGCUGCAACCCGGUGGACCCAUACCACUGCGUCCAAUUCUAACCCGAUACCAAACUGGUACCGAACCAGGGCCGAGGCUACUGCACCGGUACAGACCGGCGGUACCGAUUCGGUACCAAAGUCACUGAACCAAAGUCACCAGUUUGGAACCAGUACAGACCCUGUGUUAAACAUGCCAAACCGGUACCAAACCCUCUCAAGGGAGUCCCCAGCAGCUCAGAGUGGAGGCUUCACCCUGAGGUGGUGAGCCUCAUCUGGGAGAGAUUCGGUAGAGCAGAGAGAGACCUCUUUGCCUCCCAGGAAUCAACCCACUGCCCCCUCUGGUUCUCCAUGACAGGAGACGGGGAACCACUUGGAAUAGAUUCCUUGGCACACCAGUGGCCGAGGCAGCUGUUAUACACCUUCCCACCGCUCGCGCUGCUCCCGCUGCUCCCGCUGUGUCUGGAGAAAAUUAGGCAGGACCGGGUCAAGGUGCUCCUAGUAGCCCCAUAUUGGUCCAGGAGAAUUUGGUUUUCAACCGUGAUGCAGCUCCUGAGCCUCGAGUACGACCCCACAACCUGUCCCAUGGCAGGUAUAUUGCAAUUUUUGCAGGACCGUUUUGAUGAGGGAAAUCUUCCACAUUAAAAAUCUAUCUGGCAGCUAUUUCAGCUUGCCAUGUCAAAAUUGACUUGGUCUCCCCAGGAGCUCACAUCCUGGCGGGGCAAUUUUUGAAAGGGGCUCGUGGCUUUGGCCUCCUGUGAAGGAUAUUGACCGACGCUGGAGGCUAAACGUGGUGCUUAAUGUAUUCAUGAAGCCUCCAUUUGAGCCCCUGUAUUCACCUGACAAAGAGGCGUUCUUGCUUGCUGUCACCUCCACAAAGCGGGUGAGUGAGAUGCAGGCAUUCUGUAGCAAAAGCCUGCUUCAUUUUUACAGAGGCCAGGUCACGCUCCACACCAGUCCUGCCUUUUUGCCGAAGACUAUCUUGACGUUCUUUGUCAACCAGUCUGUGGAAUUGGAGGCUUUCCAUCCACCUCCUUUCCAGUCUGACAGAGAGCGACAGCUCCAUACGCUCUGCCCAGUUCUGGCCUCUUGUAUACUAUGUUGACUAUGGAGGCUGUCUGAACAGUUUUUGUCUGCUGUGGGGCAAAGUCCCGUGGUCAAGCCCUGUCUAAGCAGCGGCUGUCCAAAUGGGUAGCAGGCACGGUCAGAACUGCCUAUGAGCUUUGGUAUACAAUUUUCAGGAUUCCAGGGUUAUGAUAAUAGCCUAAUGUGCCACUCAUUUCAAUCAGAGCACCAGCAUUGUUGCAUGAACUAAAUACACUGCAAUGUUUAGAGGAAAAAAAUAUUUCUCCUGGCCCAGUAGAAGUACAAACAAAAGUUAACUUCCUAGGAUGUGUGAAAAAACAUCAAAACUAUUGGGAGUAUGUUAAAAACAACAUGUUUCACUUUUGUCAGGAUACAGCAAAUGAAAUGUGCUUCUUGUAAAUAGUACAGGUGGUUCUGUAACACUUUUAAAGUAUAAUUUAAAAAAAUAUAUCACUUUAUUGUGUUGAGUAUUGAUUGUUUAAGCAUGGAAAGUAAUUUCCGUUCCAGUCUUGUAGUAUUGUUAACACAGCAAACAAGUAUUAUCCUCAUGUGAAUUCCCUAUUUUCUUUUCUUUUUUACAGAAAUACAUCAAAAAACAUUAACACUAAUAAGCACCCUCCUUUGAUUUGGACUUAUGAAAACAUGGUUUGCUUAACUGAGCUGAAAGAAAAUCCUGCAGAAGAAAAACCUUGCCAAGGAA
Messenger RNA from Acipenser ruthenus (sterlet), 10341 nucleotides. RefSeq lists its product as uncharacterized. The record is from RefSeq and is a predicted model, not a curated record. The coding region runs from base 436 to 7791 and encodes 2451 amino acids. Gene Ontology annotation, cellular component: nucleus. The transcript is spliced from 10 exons. NCBI's taxonomy places the organism in Eukaryota, Metazoa, Chordata, Actinopteri, Acipenseriformes, Acipenseridae. Gene Ontology annotation, biological process: regulation of double-strand break repair via homologous recombination; homologous chromosome pairing at meiosis; synaptonemal complex assembly.